AUGCAAGUAAUACGAGAUCGUGUGACUGUUUCUGCGUUAGACUUAUUUGAAGAUGAUUUUUAUCGGAAUGCUCUUGAAUUGAGAUCCGUGGUUGAAAAAAUUAUCGCAAUGGCGGUGGGUGUGAAAGAUGAAAUUAAUCUUUUGCCAGUAAUCGAAGAUCGGACCCCGUCAUCAUCAAUGAUGUCGACCACGUAUUCUCCACCAAAAGUUAUUAG
This is a messenger RNA of Ambispora leptoticha, 215 nucleotides long. The record is from the annotation of a GenBank genome assembly. Lineage: Eukaryota; Fungi; Glomeromycota; Glomeromycetes; Archaeosporales; Ambisporaceae.